Molecule: messenger RNA, 804 nt
Organism: Phodopus roborovskii (desert hamster)
Lineage: Eukaryota; Metazoa; Chordata; Mammalia; Rodentia; Cricetidae
Gene: Neurog2
Product: neurogenin 2
Exons: 1
Coding region: 1-804 (267 amino acids)
Molecular function (GO): protein dimerization activity
Source: RefSeq, a predicted model, not a curated record
AUGUUCGUCAAAUCCGAGACUCUAGAGUUGAAGGAGGAAGAGGAGGUGCUGAUGCUGCUGGGCUCCGCUUCCCCGGCCUCAGCCACUCUGACUCCGAUGUCCUCCAGCGCGGACGAAGAGGAGGACGAGGAGCUGCGGCCGCCUGGCGCCGUGCUUGGGCAGCGUGGGGCGGAAGCCGGGCAGGGGGCGCAGGGCAGUUCGGCGUCGGGUGCUGGGGGUUGCCGGCCAGCGCGGCUGCUUGGCCUGGUGCACGAGUGCAAGCGUCGCCCGUCCCGCGCACGGGCCGUCUCCCGGGGAGCCAAGACGGCGGAGACAGUUCAGCGCAUCAAGAAGACCCGCAGGCUGAAGGCCAACAACCGCGAGCGCAACCGCAUGCACAACCUGAACGCGGCGCUGGACGCGCUGCGAGAGGUGCUGCCCACUUUCCCCGAGGACGCCAAGCUCACCAAGAUCGAGACGCUCCGCUUCGCCCACAACUACAUCUGGGCGCUCACCGAGACCCUGCGCCUGGCGGACCACUGCGCGGGCGGCGGCGGCCUCCAGGGGGCGCUCUUCUCCGAGGCGGUGCUGUUGAGCCCCGGAGCCGCGCUCAGCGCCAGCGGAGACAGCCCUUCGCCCCCCUCCUCCUCCUGGAGCUGCACCAACAGCCCUGCGUCGUCCUCCGCCUCCUCCAACUCCACGUCCCCGUACAGCUGCACUUUGUCGCCCGCUAGCCCCGGGUCAGACGUGGACUACUGGCAGCCACCACCUCCGGAUAAGCACCGUUACGCACCUCACCUACCCGUCGCCAGGGACUGUAUCUAG